Linum tenue is the source of this 2918-nucleotide messenger RNA. The record is from the annotation of a GenBank genome assembly. Lineage: Eukaryota; Viridiplantae; Streptophyta; Magnoliopsida; Malpighiales; Linaceae.
UCAGGCCCAGAAAGGUGUACAGAUUGGAGAAGUAGGGCGAAUGCGAUGGGGUUGAGGGCUGGGGAUUUUACUUUUUAGUGCAAAUCCUUCCUGGGGUGUGUUUGGCGGCGGAACCACGAUUUGCACAAGGAGAAGAGCCGGCACCGGCGAAGAGAAAAAAGACAAGAGAGGAGAACCAAGACUCCGCCUCAGCUAGCAGUCAAUCUCAACGGCGUCAUUGCCGGUUUUCGUUUCCAACCAGACUGGAGCAUCUGUUUGAACCAGAACUCGGCUUCGGGAAAUUCAGCUUCACUAACUGCUAUAGUGAGGCCGAGCAAGGAUGGCGGACGUUAUCAAUGUGAAAGACGCAGAGGCGUUGGCUGCGGAGUGGGGAAUCGACACAUCGCAAAUAGAUUUCGAUUCUAUAGAGCUGCCGCCGGGCGAGGAUUUCGGCAUCAUCAGUGACGAUGAAGAUGUCUAUCAAGAGGAACAGCUGGAUUCGGACACAGGUUUCGGCAACGUGAUUGUUGUGGAUAAUCUUCCGGUUGUUCCGUUGGAGAAAUUCGAGAAGCUUGAAGGGGUUGUCCGCAAGAUUUAUACUCAGAUUGGGGUUAUUAAGGAGGAUGGUCUCUGGAUGCCCGUUGAUUCUAAGACCAACAAAACCUUAGGCUACUGCUUCAUUGAAUACAACACUCCUCAGGAAGCGGAACUGGCUAAGGAAAAGACCAACGGGUAUAGGCUGGAUAAGUCUCACUUUUUCGCGGUCAAUAUGUUUGAUGAUUUCGACAGAUUUAUGAGAGUUCCAGAUGAAUGGGUAGCUCCAGAGAUCAAGCCAUAUGUCCCUGGGGAGAAUCUCCAGCAUUGGCUGACAGAUGAAAAAGCGAGGGAUCAGUUUGUUAUUCGUGCUGGCACAGAUACUGAGGUUUUCUGGAAUGAUGCCAGACACUUAAAGCCUGACCCUGUCUACAAGCGAACGUACUGGACUGAGAGUUAUGUUCAGUGGUCUCCACUUGGAACCUAUCUUGCCACAGUUCACAGGCAAGGAGCAGCUGUUUGGGGUGGUGCAACAACUUUCAAUCGACUUAUGCGUUAUGCACAUCCUCAGGUUAAACUGAUUGACUUCUCCCCGGGUGAGAAAUAUUUGGUUACCUAUAGCAGUCAUGAACCGAGCAAUCCACGUGAUGCAAAUAGGGUGGUAAUAAAUAUUUUUGAUGUAAGAACGGGCAAGGUGAUGAGAGAUUUUAAAGGGAGUGCCGACGAGUUUGCAAUUGGAGGAGCUGGUGGUGUCACUGGUGUUUCAUGGCCUGUUUUCCGCUGGGGUGGCGGGAAGGAUGACAAAUAUUUUGCUAAACUGGGCAAAAACAUGAUUUCUGUCUAUGAAACUGAGACUUUCAGCCUCAUUGACAAGAAAUCCAUGAAGAUUGAGAACGUGAUGGACUUCACAUGGUCCCCAGCUGAUCCGAUCAUUGCACUCUUUGUUCCUGAGCUUGGUGGAGGGAACCAACCUGCUAGGGUUAGUCUUGUUCAAAUUCCCGGGAAACAGGAACUGAGACAAAAGAACCUUUUCAGUGUCAGCGAUUGCAAAAUGUACUGGCAGAGCUGUGGUGAUUACCUUGCUGUGAAGGUGGACCGCUACACCAAAACAAAGAAGAGCACAUACACAGGGUUUGAGCUUUUCAGAAUCAAAGAGCGUGAUAUCCCCAUCGAGGUCUUGGAGCUUGAGAACAAGAAUGAUAAAAUUAUUGCUUUUGCAUGGGAGCCUAAGGGUCACAGAUUUGCAGUUAUUCACGGUGAUGGUCCUAGGCCUGAUGUAAGCUUCUAUUCAAUGAAGACUGCUCAACAUUCUGGCCGCGUCUCAAAACUCACUACGCUCAAGGGAAAACAGGCCAAUGCACUCUUUUGGUCACCUAGUGGCCAUUAUGUCAUCCUGGCAGGAAUGAAGGGUUUCAAUGGUCAGUUGGAGUUUUAUAACGUUGAUGAGCUUGAAACCAUGGCUACUGCUGAGCAUUUCAUGGCUACUGAUGUUGAUUGGGAUCCUACUGGAAGGUACGUUGCUACAGCUGUCACUUCAGUACAUCACGAGAUGGAAAAUGGAUUCAAUAUAUGGUCAUUCAACGGGAAACUCCUCUAUAGGACACUCAAGGAUCAUUUCUUCCAGGCAAGUCCAUAUCAAUGGCGCCCAAGGCCGCCUUCAUUCUUGAGUGCUGAAAAAGAGGAAGAAAUUGCCAAGAACUUGAAGAAGUAUAGUAAGAAGUAUGAGGCGGAAGACCAGGAUGUGUCGCUGCUGUUGAGUGAACAAGACAGGGAGAAGAGACGUUUGUUGAAGAAAGAAUGGGAAGAUUGGGUGAACAGAUGGCAGCGGCUGCACGAAGAAGAGAAAUUGGAGAGACAGAAAUUGAGGGACGGAGAGGCCAGUGAUGAAGAAGAGGAGUACGAGGCCAAGGAAGUUGAGGUCGAGGAAGUCUUGGAUGUUUCGGAGGAAGUCGUUUCGUUUGAAUAGAGACAGUAGAUGUAGUUAGCAUGUGUUUGCAUACAUGGGCCAUAUGCAGUAUACCCUCGUUUGCUGUUUCUGAUUCAGCUUAAUCUUAUGUUUUUUUCUCCUUGUGUUUGAACUUUGAAGACUACUGUUGUAAGGUUAUUCAAGAACACAUUGCUGCAAAUCUCGUAUGUACUUUUAUGAUGGCUGCUGAGAUCAUGGCUCAGUUUUGUUUAGUUUACCGUGGCGUAAGAUGUGCUGCACUUUUGCUUUCCCUUGAUAUGAUCCCUAUUUGAUAUCAUAUUGAUAUUCUGCACUGAGGGUUUAGUUCAGUGGUCUCCACUUGGAACCUACCUAGCCACAUUUCACAGGCGAGGAGCAGCUGUUUUGGGUGGCGCAGCAAUUUUCAACUGAUAAGUUAUUUUUUUAUAUUUUAUUAUUUAUAAUUAUUACUCAUAGUUUA